Dioscorea cayenensis subsp. rotundata (Guinea yam) is the source of this 1211-nucleotide messenger RNA. RefSeq lists its product as uncharacterized. The transcript has 7 exons. The record is from RefSeq and is a predicted model, not a curated record. NCBI's taxonomy places the organism in Eukaryota, Viridiplantae, Streptophyta, Magnoliopsida, Dioscoreales, Dioscoreaceae. The coding region runs from base 9 to 1211 and encodes 400 amino acids.
UGACGAAGAUGGUGCUAAUCUUUGUUUGCCUUCUUCUCCCAUGCUUUGUUCUGAGUUCAGAGCACAAUCUCACCAUUGAUGAAGACUUUGAGAUUGAGAAACAACUCAAGCUUCUCAACAAGCCAGCCAUCAAAACCAUAGUGGAAAAUGAAGAUAUCUUUGAUUGUGUGGAUAUUAACAAGCAACCAGCUUUUGAUCACCCAUCUCUUAAAGAUCAUCAAAUUCAGUUAAGGCCAAGUUCAUUACCAGUUGGAUUAUUUGAUAAUGAUAUGAUUAAAUCAUCAUCAAGAAUAAAAUCAAUGGAAGUCGGAUUGCAUGAGAGUUGUCCAUCAGGAACAGUACCAAUAAAAAGGGUUGAAAAAGAACAACUCAUUGGAAUGAGAUCAUCUUUCAAACAAUAUAAGAUCAGGCCCUCUUCUUCUUCUAAUGUUAAUGAUGAUGCUUCUACUACUCAGAGGUGGGCAACAAUACAUACUCCAUAUAAACCAUACCACCAGUUUUGGUAUUAUGGUGCUUCAGGAUUAAUGGGUAUAUAUGGUUUCCCUGGAAUGCAAGACACUCAAUUCUCAUCAAGUGGAUUUUGGAUUGCAAAUGAUGAUGAUCUAGGUCAUAUCAAUCACAUUGUUGUUGGAUGGGCUGUAGAUCCAAAAUAUAAUGGAGAUAAAAAUAGCAGGUUAAUGGCUGGUUGGACAUGUGAUGAUUUUAAAAGCACCGGAUGUAUGAACAAUGCAUGUCCUGGUUUUGUUCAAGUUAGCAAAGAUACACCUCUUGGUAUUGCUAUCAGUCCUGUUUCCACAUACAAUGGCACUCAGCGUGACAUUGAACUUUUUGUUUUCAGAGAUCCAACGACUUUAAAUUGGUGGUUUCUUUGUGGACCUGAUAAAAAAUUAGUAGGUUAUUGGCCAAAUGAUCUUUUUACCACCUUAGCUCAAUAUGGUACUAGACUUGAAUUUGGUGGCACUGCUGAAUAUAUUGGCAACUCAGUAUUUCCGCCAAUGGGAAGUGGACAUUUUCCAUAUGAAGGUUAUAGUAAGUCAUGCCUGUUUCAAAAAGUGAAAUACAUUGAUGGUGAUUCACGGUCAGAUGAUUUACCAUUACUUGAGGGAACUCCACGUUCAGAUAGUCCAUGUUAUAAAGCUGGAGAUUUUACUGGGUCUGAUAAUGCAAAUAAUUAUUUUUAUUUUGGGGGACCUGGUGGCAUUGAUUGUUGA